Messenger RNA from Scaptodrosophila lebanonensis, 339 nucleotides. RefSeq lists its product as uncharacterized. The record is from RefSeq and is a predicted model, not a curated record. Bases 22 to 339 code for a protein of 105 amino acids. NCBI's taxonomy places the organism in Eukaryota, Metazoa, Arthropoda, Insecta, Diptera, Drosophilidae. The transcript is spliced from 2 exons.
UUAAAAGCAUACUAAAUAAAAAUGUACGCUAUGAAGGCCACGUUGUGUCUGAGUAUAUUGGCGCUCUACAUGUUGCCCUUUACAAUGGGUCAAGGAACAACUCUGGCAAUAACGCUUCCAGAUUUUCCUAAGCUUGCUGUUUGCAUUGCACCAUUAAGGGAUUUGGUGCUACCACUUGCCACAAAAUUGAUACCACUUGCUGCAGAGCUUUACAAGUGUGUCGAUUUUAAACAGGAAACUAAUCCGGGUUAUAAACUGGCUGUUAUUCUGAAGAAUACCUACAAUUGGUCGAAAAAAGCACUCCUAGAGAAGUUAAGUUUGCGCGGAAACACUGGUUAA